AUGGCUGACGUUGACACCCAAGAGCUUCAGAUGCGCUUUAGCUCUGCGGCGGGCCGCUCGUUAGAGGCGGACGUGCUCUCCGAAAUGCAAUCCAUUAUGAGGCUACAUUCAAUCGACGUGGAGGAGCUCUGGUACAAAUGGGAGUCAUAUAGCAUGAAGAUGGGCUCCGACGAUAUGAAAUUGAACAUUGAAACUGCGAGGAACCUCAAACAAGAUAUCCAGGAUGGAUUGGAACGCGAGAACAGGAGUAAAGCGCAUGUGCAGACGAAUAAACGUGGAGGUGCUACACCGCGAAAUGUGAUAAGUAAUGGGGAUGUAUUUGGAAUAUUGGAUGGCGUGGUUCCAAAUACACCGAGGGUUAGAGCCACGAAUAGAGCCAACGGGUCAACCAGCAAACGAAGACUGGAAACGCCCUCUAUAUCGAGAGUCAAAGCCGAACCAGCAAGCAGUCCUCCUGAUUUUAAAACACCAUUUAAGCCAGGGGAACAAAACGGCGCAACAAUCGUGUUCAAUGACCGCCCAAACGCCGGGCAAGCAGUCGAGGUUCUCAAUGACCACUUGCAAGUCUCAGAACCACCAAUCGCUCCUUACUCCGAACCUCGUCUAAAAGUCGUUGCCAAUUCAGAUUUCAAAAAGCUGGCAUACAAACCAAUGGCCAUGAAAUCUUCUGAGGCCUCGGAAGUUCUGGAUGAUCGGAUAGAUGAAUUUAUGGCGCUUGUUCAGGGUCACCACAGCCUCGAGGACUCCGCGUUUGGAAGUGCUGCCAGUCAGAAUACAAAUGAGAUAGUGGCGGUUGGACGAAUAGCCUGCGAUUCCUCGGAAGGAAAGCUUAAUGUCUCGUCUCUGGUAUUAGAAACUUCACGACGAAUGGGUGCUGGCCGGAGAAUACCCCUGAAAGUGCACUCCCUCCCCGGAUUUCAAUUCUUUCCGGGCCAGAUCGUUGCACUAAAAGGCAUCAAUGCUUCUGGGGAAUAUUUCACCGUGACUGAGGUGUUAGAAAUGCCUUUGUUGGGCGGUGCGGCAUCAGCAACAGCGAGACUUCGCGAACACACCCAGAGACUCCGAGGAGACCUCAAUGCCAUGGAAUCGGACACCGAUCCCUCUCCAUUAAACAUCCUCGUUGCCGCAGGCCCAUACACAGCAGAUGAUAACCUCGACUUUGAGCCGUUCCACGCACUUUGCAGCCAAGCCGCGGAUUCAUACGCUGAUGCCCUUGUUCUUGUCGGCCCCUUCAUCGAUAUCGAUCAUCCUCUCAUCGCAACCGGAGACUUUGAUCUCCCCGACGAGGCCCUCGCCGAACCCGAUACGAUAACCAUGACGACCGUCUUCAAAUACCUGAUAUCCUCCGCCCUGGUAACCCUGGUAUCAUCUAACCCAAACAUCACUAUUCUCCUCGUCCCGUCCGUUAAAGAUGUAAUAAGCAAACACGUAUCCUGGCCUCAGGAGCCAACCCCGCGCAAAGAACUCGGCCUUCCUAAAUCCGUUAAAAUAAUUGGGAACCCUAUGACGCUCUCCCUAAAUGAAAUAGCCAUCGGCAUCUCCUCCCAAGAUAUUCUAACCGAACUCCGCCAAUCCGAAGUCGUAGGUGGCAGGUUAAAAGAGAGCUCUCUCCUUGCCCGAUUGCCGAAAUAUUUAAUUGAGCAGCGGAAUUUCUUCCCACUAUUCCCGCCUGUUGAUAGAGGGAGCCUUCCGAAAACAGGGGCAGGGGAUAGUAGACCUGUAGGUGCUAUGUUGGAUACGAGUUACUUAAAGUUGGGAGAGAUGGUUAAUGUUAGGCCCGAUGUGUUGAUCGUGCCUAGUGCUUUGCCUCCUUUUGCCAAGGUUGUCGAGAGUGUUGUUGCCAUUAAUCCUGGAUAUUUGUCUAAGCGAAGAGGUGCGGGCACUUAUGCUAAGUUAACAGUAUAUCCACCUUCUUUAACGGACGAGGAGCGAGAUUCGCCUCAGAUGGUAGGGCACCGGCUGUUUGAGAGGGCGCGUGUGGAUAUUUUGAGGAUAUGA
Molecule: messenger RNA, 1998 nt
Organism: Venustampulla echinocandica
Lineage: Eukaryota; Fungi; Ascomycota; Leotiomycetes; Helotiales; Pleuroascaceae
Product: DNA polymerase alpha subunit B
Exons: 4
Coding region: 1-1998 (665 amino acids)
Biological process (GO): DNA replication; DNA replication initiation
Cellular component (GO): alpha DNA polymerase:primase complex
Molecular function (GO): DNA binding
Source: RefSeq, a predicted model, not a curated record